AAGCAACCCAAAGGAUAAGUUAAUGGAUCUCAAGCCGAAAGUCGUCGUCGUAGGCGCCGGUCCGGUGGGAUCACUGGCAGCACUUUAUGCCGCCAGCCGAGGAUAUCAGGUGGAAGUCUACGAUCUACGGCCAAACCCAUGUCUUUCGACGAACUCCGACCCUCAACCAAGGGCUUCGGUCAGUCUCGCACUCUCGGAACGAGGACUCCAUGCCAUCAAGACCUUGAAUCGAGCGGGUCUGAUGGAGACCGUCCUGGACUGCACGAUUCCUCUGUAUGGUCGAAUGAUCCAUGGUCACUCUCGGACCGGCAAACCCUGGGAAUCAUCCCAGGCAUACGACGUGUUGGGCAGGUUCAUCUACUCGACCGAUCGCCAGCGGCUGAGCCAGGUUCUGAACAGGGAACUCGCGAGCGUCCCCAACAUCAGCGUGUUCUUCAAUUCCAAAUUGAUGCGAGUGGACUUCGACAAGAACCGAGCAUAUUUUGAGCGAGUCCCAGGCCCUGGGUUCACGCAGACUGAGGAGCCGAGCGCCUCGCCGCACGAAGUCCGCUUCGACUUCAUGAUCGGGGCGGACGGGAUCCACUCGAAGACGCGACAACAGCUGAUGCGAUACACCCGGAUGAGCUACCAGCAAGUCUACGAAGACCUGCUGUGGUGUGAAUUCCGGAUGCCCGCGACCAGCACCGGCCAUUACCGCCUGUCGCCCCAGCACCUCCAUCUUUGGUCGCCGCGGGCCAGCGAAGACGGGAGCCACCGGCGCCUGAUGUUUGUCGCCUUCCCCUCGUCGGACGGCUCCUUCAACUGCUCGCUGUUCGCGCCCUCGGCCUGCUUCGCUCGACUCUCGCAGUGCCCCGACGACGGCAGCGUGCCGGCCUUCUUCGACCGUCACUUUCCAGGCAUCUCGGGGACGCUGAUCGCGCCGGCCUCCCUGCAGGCGCAGUUUGCCGCCCACCCGCAUGUGCCGCUAAUGGACAUCAAAUGCUCGCACCUGCACUACGGGGCCAGCGUCGUGAUCGUGGGCGACGCCGCGCACGCCGUCCUGCCGUUCUACGGCCAAGGGCUGAACGCGGGGCUGGAGGAUGUGCGCCUGCUGUUUGAGACGCUCGACCGCCACGCCGGGGCGCGCGCCCCCGCCUUCGCCGCCUACAGCGCCGCCCGCCUCCACGACCUCCAUGCCAUUUACGACCUAUCGCGGGGCAACUACCACGAGCUGCAGGAGGGCGUCAGGUCGCCCUUCUACCGCCUCCGCAAGGCCAUCGAGGAGGCCCUGUGCAAGUACCUGCCCGCGCUGGGCUGGGCCACGCAGUACGCCCGCGUCAGUUUCACCAACGAGCCCUACAGCCAGAUCGUGAAGUCGUCCCACCACCAGAAACGCAUCCUGUUGGCCGGUUGCCUUCUCGUGGUGGUCGUUUAUCUUGCCUGGGUGAGCUUCUUCGUCUUGUUGUAUGCUCGUGGAAUGGUGUAAUCUACUACAACAACCAACACACCACUUAUUACACACACUCUCUCCUUUUUCUUUCCCUUCUGGUUCCCAGUCACCGGGGAAAUCUGUCUUGUUUUAGCAAACAUUUUUCAAAGUACUCAGAAUCUAGGGCCCCAAACUGUGAGUUUCUGGGUGCGAACUUGCC
This is a messenger RNA of Aspergillus aculeatus ATCC 16872, 1628 nucleotides long. Its product is annotated as FAD-dependent oxidoreductase. The coding region runs from base 23 to 1465 and encodes 480 amino acids. Gene Ontology annotation, molecular function: NAD(P)H oxidase H2O2-forming activity; FAD binding; kynurenine 3-monooxygenase activity. Gene Ontology annotation, biological process: NAD+ metabolic process. Lineage: Eukaryota; Fungi; Ascomycota; Eurotiomycetes; Eurotiales; Aspergillaceae. The transcript has 3 exons. Gene Ontology annotation, cellular component: mitochondrial outer membrane. The record is from RefSeq and is a predicted model, not a curated record.